UCUCUCCCUCCCUCCCUCUCUCUCACUCUCUCCCUCUCUCUCUCUCUCUCUCCUUCUCUCUGUCAGUGAUUCGGAAACCCACGUCGCGCCGGUGUAACUAUCAUAAUUAUCUAACAAAAUGAAACACAAGUAAAAAAAAUGUGCCCAGGUGUGUUGCAGGUGAGACUUGAUUAGUGUCAGAGCAGGUGUGUGUGACAGAGGGCCAAAAGAGGUGCCAGAAACUAGUGUGUGGGAAUUAGAACAAAAGUGAAGAAAAAUGGGAAAGUGUAGUGUCUUUAAGUGUGUUGGGAGGUGAUUAAGAGGUGAUUAGAGCAAGGACAGGUGGGAAAAAGGUGGAAGUGAACCGGGAAAUCAAAGAAAAAGAUAGAUUUUGAAAGACAGAAAAGAGAUAGAGAUAGUGGCAAAAGCAAGUGCAGAACAGAAGGAGAGUUAGUGAAAAGAACAGUAAAAAAGUGAAAAGUGAAAAUAUAUCUAAAAUCAGAGAAAGAAACAAAAUUAACGAAAACUUGGAACAUAACAAGUGAAAAAAUAACCAAAACUCAAAGAAAACAAAAACACGAAAAAAGAAAUCGAAAACAUAAAGAAACUAGCGAAUAAGCGAAUCAAAAUUAAAGAAAAACAAACAAAAAAAUAACAAACAAUACUAGAAAAAAACCAAGUGAAAUUAUAAACAAAAACAAAGACAAAGAAUUCAAAAACAUAAACAAACUAGUGAAUAACUGAAUCAAAAUUAAAGAAAAACAAACAAAAAACAACAAACAAUAUCAGAAAAAAACAAUCAAACAAGUGAAAUAAAAACCAAAAGCAUCGAAGACAAUAAGAAAAUAUAAACAAAAAAUCAAAGAAAAUAAAAGGGAACCAAAAAAUCUAAUACCAGAAAAAAAAAACAAAGGUGAAAAUCAACCCCAAAAAUAAACAAAGAAAAUACAAGACCCCUCCCCUUAAGUAAACAAUCCCAACCCACCCUCAAAAUGACCUUCCACCCAGCCGUGUUCAACCUCACAGUGGUGGACCCAAGCCUAUACCCGGGCGUGGGGGCCGGAACACAGCACCCAUUCUUCCAGCAGCCACACCCACACCCACGCCUUCAAAAUAGAGUCCCGGGGGCGCUACCAAUCCCUGCAGGCGUGGGCGUGGGUGUGGGUGCCCCUGGCGGUGGAAUUCCUAACCAGUAUUUAGACGAAGGGAAUGAGGACACACAAUUCCAGUCCUUCGUCCAUUCCCUUCCCUCGGAGUUGCAGGGACCGAUUGUGUUCAGGAAUGGGAGUUUUAGGAAUGGAGCUACUUCUGCCUCCUCCUCCUCUUCCUUCGGCUCUUCCUUCGGGUCUUCCUCCUCCUCCUCCUCCUCCUCAGCCAGCCAGCUCUUCCCGCCCACCAAUCAACGGCCAGUGGUACCCCGACUUGCGAUUCCUGCCAUCAGUAAUUCGACUUUUGUGCAACUCCCGGUGUUGUGGACGGCGCUGAGCCUGGCGCUGGGCGUGGAGGUGCAGGGCGAGGUGAUCCGUGGCCUGCCCUGCAUCAAGCGGCUCAACCAACUCUUCUGUAGGACGCCCGGCAACUCCUAUCCCUCAGACAAGAUCGAACGCUUCAUAGAGGACAACAAAGCCCUGAUGAGGCGGAUGUAUGGAAGCUUCUUUGACAACAUACAAGACAUCUUCGAGCCCCAGCAGCGUCGGUUCCUGAGCAGGCCGGGGCGUGCCGCAGGGGACGGGCCCGACGCUUUUACCGACGAGGCACCAGACAUACAUCAGGACUAUCACCCCGGGGACCCGCGCGGGGAGUCCUUCUUCAACCUGAUCAGGAGGAAGAGGCAGUCCUUCCCCGGAGACGCAAACUCGAACUCGGACAGAGUUGAUUCAUGUGAGAGCAAGGUUGAGAUCGUGACGCCUUACUGGGCCAACAAUUCUGCCGGGAAGAUACGCGCAAUUGUCAACACCAACGAGUUCUCGCAAGCCAUUCACCAGGAAGUGUGCGCCAAGCAAAGCACGAAGCGAUGCGGCGGUGACUGUGGCUGUGAGCAGAAGUACAAAUGGCACAGACUUCUCGCCUACGACCCCGACAACGAUUGCUCUGGUAUUUUCAUGGAUUGGUUUCUGUUCCCUUCCUGUUGCUCCUGCCGCUGCAACCCGCUCUAGAGGAUGAUGCUGGUGGUGGUGAUGGGGGUGAUGAAGGGGAUGAAGAUGUGGGAGUGAAGCUGACGAUAGGAAGUAAAGACGAACGCAUGUAGAGAAGAAGAUGGUUUUAGAGGAAGGGAAGAGAAGGGAUGCAGGAAAGAUGGAAGGAAGUUGUGUAGAAGAGUAGAAGAUAGAAGAUGGUUUUAAAGGAAGGGAAGAGAAGGGAUGCACGAAAGAUGAAAGGAAGUUGUGUAGAAGACAGGAGAUGAGAGGAUGAUAGGUGGUGGUGGUUGUGGUGGUGAUGGGGAGGGUAGAUGAUGGGAAGGAUGAUCUGUAGAAGGUAAUGAAGGAGGUAGAGAUGAAAGACAGCAAAAAUGAAGGGAAGUAAAAAUAAAUGAAGAUGGGGUAGUGUUAAUGGUGUAGAUGGUGUAGAUGUUGGAAUGAAGUAAGCUAAAGAUAAAAGAAAAUUAAUAUAGAUGAAGAUAAGAAAGAUAGUAGAUAAGAAACUCGUGAUGAAAGGGAAAAGAGAAAGUUAAAAUGAGAAAAGAAAAUGAAGAUAGAUGAAGAUAAGAAAGAUAAUAUAAGAAACUCGUGAUGAAAGGGAAAAACUAAAGAUAAAAUGAGAGAAAUAGAUAAAGAUGUAGGGAAACGACGAUAAAGGGAAAUAAAGAUGGAAGAGAAAACAAAAUAAAACGUAGAAUAUAACCAGAAAGGAAACUCGAGAAGAAGGGAAGUAAAGGCGAAGGGAAGAAGAUGAAGGGAGAUAAAUAUAAAUGGAUGAAAGAAGAUAGAGGAGAUGAUAGAGAGAGGAGAGGAGAGGAGAGGAAUGAGAGGCAAAAGACAAAAAUAAUAAGGUAGAUGAUGAUGGAAAUGAGAAGAAAACAAAAAACACGAACAAAAAGAAGAAGAAGAAGAAGAACAGCUAGAAACAAGAACAAGAAUGAGAACAGAAAGAAGAACAUCAGGAAGAACAAGAACAAAAUGAACAAAGAAAAACAAGAAGAAGAAGAAGAAGAAGAAGAAAAUAGCAACACACACACACACACACACACACACACACACACACACACACACACACACACACACACACACACACACACACACACACACACACACACACAAAU
Molecule: messenger RNA, 3238 nt
Organism: Eriocheir sinensis (Chinese mitten crab)
Lineage: Eukaryota; Metazoa; Arthropoda; Malacostraca; Decapoda; Varunidae
Product: protein spaetzle 3-like
Exons: 7
Coding region: 972-2135 (387 amino acids)
Biological process (GO): central nervous system formation; innate immune response; regulation of Toll signaling pathway
Cellular component (GO): extracellular region
Molecular function (GO): Toll binding; growth factor activity
Source: RefSeq, a predicted model, not a curated record